Molecule: messenger RNA, 2394 nt
Organism: Fopius arisanus
Lineage: Eukaryota; Metazoa; Arthropoda; Insecta; Hymenoptera; Braconidae
Gene: Sec10
Product: Exocyst complex component Sec10
Exons: 3
Coding region: 133-2286 (717 amino acids)
Biological process (GO): Golgi to plasma membrane transport; exocytosis
Cellular component (GO): exocyst; cytoplasm
Source: RefSeq, a predicted model, not a curated record
AAAUAACCUCUAUGAAAAUGAAUUCUGACAAUUCGUAAAUUCAAGGAUUCGUUUAUCAAUAUUUAAAGUUAUUUAUUUUUAUAUAGGAUGGAAUUUUUUAAGUGAUAUUAGGGGAUAAUAGAGGCCUUCAAGAUGAUGCAACAGUAUAUGAAGGAACUCGAACAGGAACCUUUCGACCCUGAGGAAUUCGUGGAGCGUUUGGCAUGGAGAACAGUAAAUGAUUCAGUGGUGGAUGGCCUGAAGGGGAGUUUCGAUCCAGUUCUAGUGCACGAGACAUUCGUCCACGCGAUCAAGGACCUCCAGAUCCUGGAGGAGCGCCAGCAGAAAAAAUGCGAGAGAUUGGAGGUGGCACUGAAGGACGAAGACAGCAGACACACCCUCGAGAUAAUCGACCUUCAGGAUAAGAAUAAAAGGGGAAUGGAACUCUUCCAUCAGCUGGACGAGAGGAUAAAUUUCGUUGCAACGAAAGUGCUGCACUUGGGGGACCAGUUGGAGAGUGUCAAUACCCCAAGGGCCAGAGCGGUCGAGGCCCAGAAGUUGAUGAGACACUUCUCCGAGUUCCUGAGUCCUGGACCUCUGACUGAUCCCAUAUUCACGGAUAAAUCGACUCUAGACGUCGCAGCAGAUGUCAUCCAAAAGCUUCACCUGAUAUCCCAGGAGUUGCCCUCCGAUAAAUUUAAUGACGCUAAGGAGAAAAUCUCGUCGAAGUACGAUGAGAUAGAGAAGAGUUUAAUCGAAGAAUUCGUUAGGGCCCACAACAGCGACGACGCAGAGCGAAUGAAGGAGUUGGCAAGUGUGUUAUCACACUUCAAAGGAUAUUCCCAGUGCAUAAAUGCUUUUAUAGAGCAGAGCAGGAUGGCGUCUUUCGGUUCAAAAGAUGUUUUUCUCAACGUCAUCCCCAUGUGCCAGAAAAACUACAAAUUGAUGCAGCAGGUAUUCUCGAAUCCUGAACAGGUGAUGGCGAAAUUUGUCCUCAAUAUUUAUCACCUGAGACUGCAGAAAUACGCAGUUGCAAAAUUGAGUGAUCAAUCGGACUCUGACAAAUACCUGAGUAACUUGCACGAUCUGUACUCGAAGACAACGAAACUCUCGAUGGACUUGAGGCAAUUUGACAUGGGAACCGACGAGGCCUAUCUCACGAAAUUAACUCGAAAUAUAUUUCAGAAGCACUUGGACACGUACCCAAGUAUCGAGCUCAAAGCCCUGAGGGAGAGAUCAGCGGCACUGCUGAUGGAGUACUACGAGUCGAAGAAUCACCAGAAGAAGCAGCUGCAGACUGGUGGUUUUCAGGAGCUCAGACGUGAUUUGCAGGCAGUGCUUGGUACCAGAACGAAUAUUAAUAUUGCCCAGAUCGAGGAUUACGGUGGUGAGACAUUUCUCUCGGAGGAACUGGCGAUUGCACUACUCCAGAGGUGUAAACUCGCCUGUCAGAGGUGCCAGACACUCUCCCAGCCAGCCGAUCUCCCCCUCAAUGCCCUCAUGAUCCUGGAGAUUCUUCUCCAGCACUUGAUGAUCGAGCACGUUGAUUAUGCCCUGGAGUUGGGACUCCAGAGUGUUCCCAUUCCUGAAAGCAGAACACCCCCUGACAUUCACUUCUUCAGAGUUGCCAGGCAGUGCAAUGUGAUUGUUAAACUUCUCGAGGAGCAGUUUAACGACAGUCUAGUGCCUCUCGUUAUCUCCACACCGAAGCAUGGAGACUGCCUGGCGAGACAGAAAUCGGUUCUCCUUCAGAUCGAGAUGAAACUCGACACUGGCCUCGACAGGAGCAUCAAUGCUAUAGUGGGAUGGGUCAGAAUGUACCUUCAGAGUGAGCAGAAGAAAACAGAUUUUAAACCUGAGGGGGAUGUCGACACCCUCAGCACACCUGCUUGUCUGGCUGUUGUUCAGUACGUCACCAGCAUGAUCAGGCACAUCAGGGACAGUCUCGAUGGCAAGAACUGUGAGAAUGUCAUGAUGGAGCUUGGCAUCAGAUUUCACAGAGUCAUCUACGAGCAUCUCCAAAGCUUUCAGUUCAAUUCUGCUGGUGCCAUGUGUGCUAUAUGCGAUAUGAAUGAGUACAGAAAAUGCGUUAAGGAGCUCGGGGUGGGAAUCGUCAGUUCCUUAUUCGAUACUCUUCAUGCUCUCUGCAAUUUACUGCUGGUAAAACCUGCCAAUCUCAUGCAGGUCUGCACUGGAGAUCAGCUGGCGAUACUGGAUCGAGCAACUCUCGUCAGUUUUAUUCAACUGAGAACGGACUACAAGACUCAGAAGUUAGCUAAUUUCCUCAAAGGCCUUGCAACGACAUAAAAAUUAAUGAACGAAAAAUGAAUUUUUGGAACAAGAGGGAAAAUAAGGAAAAGGGGUAUUAAAAAUAAUGAACGACUUGUUACCGUAUUAAACGUAUCAACCUUCUUA